This is a messenger RNA of Monomorium pharaonis (pharaoh ant), 1476 nucleotides long. RefSeq names its product myotubularin-related protein 12. The coding region runs from base 307 to 609 and encodes 100 amino acids. Lineage: Eukaryota; Metazoa; Arthropoda; Insecta; Hymenoptera; Formicidae. The transcript is spliced from 2 exons. The record is from RefSeq and is a predicted model, not a curated record.
UUUAUGUCAUUUUGUGUGCGAUAGUCCUUAUGCUAUACAUCAUAUGCAGGUUAUGCUAUUUCGUGUGUGAUGGCCCUUACAGUUCACGUUAAUUAUACUAUAGGUUUUCAAUAUUGGCAGUGUAUAUCGGAAUCGGAACUCACUGAAACGCAGCUUUUAAAGUGAAAUAUUCAACUGGAUUCAACUAUGCCAGAAGAAAAUUUAACCAAACGUUACAUCAUGUGUUGCUACUGUUUACAGUUUACUGUAACAAUGUAACUGUGAUAUAAUUACAAAUUUUUGUUUUAUCAAGAUCUAGUAUUUGUCAUGGAAAGCAAAAGUAGCAACAAUUUUAUUAGUUACGUUGGUUUGGAGGAACACGAACUACAGACUUUCAGUUCUAGUCGACGAGAUUCGUUGGUUGAAAAUAGCAUAAGAUUACUGCCAGGAGAAGUUCUUAUCGCCGAAGCGCAAAAUGUUCUGAUGUUUUCACCCGUUAGCGACUUAAAACAAGGCAUAUCUGGGAUUUUGUCAGUGACCAAUUUCAAGCUUACCUUUGUCACCAGUGAUUCAAACGGGGAGGUAUAUAGUUUUACCAUUAUCGGUUUGAUGAAAAACAUGAAAACGUAAAAUGUUAACAUUAGAAGUUAGAUUAUGAGUGCUUUCCAGCUAUAAAACAUUGUCAUCACUGUGUGACACAGUGAGCUAGUUUACACCGUGCGAUCUGAUCUAUGUCUUGACCUAUAUCCCGACCUUAGGUAGGCUAGUAACAAAUUGUUUACAUCAUGUAAAACUAUACAUAAGUUUGGAUUAAUGUAGGUAAGUUAUGUGGACGCUAUAAAGCAGAUCCAUAUAUUAGUAUUUGCAGGUACACUUACCACUUUAUAGUACACCUCCAUUUACAUGCGUUACGUUGUAUGGCCCAAGAUGGGUUAGAGAUCGUGAAAAAAUGGCCUGACCCAAACAAGUUUGCGAGUGUUUACAUCGUUGUGACCUAUUGUGUUUGGGUUGAAUAUAGUGUAUAGGUCGUGGAUUAAAUGUAUGGUGUAAACUAGGUCACUGUUGCACAAUGUUGAGCUGGAACGCUGUUUAACUUUAUUUUACUGCCAAAGAGCAGAGCAGUAAUUACCAAAAGAUUUGUGAUGUAAGUUAAUAUAAAAAAAAUUUUUUUAUAAAUUGAGCAUUUUUUAAUAAGUCUUACUAAAUAAGAGAUACAGUGCUUUACAAUGAAUUAUUUUAUUUGUUUAAUAUUUAGUUAAUAAUGAAAGCUGAUAUAAUAUAUGCAUUGCAGUGUUUGCAAAUAAAUCCUUCCACUGCUGUAAUUGGAAAAUUAUAUAAUUAUUAAUUAAUAAUUUUAUGUAAAUUUUUAAUUGUAAUAGACUGUAAUAUUUAAGAUUAAUAGUUAACACAGUUGACGUGUGUAAAAGAUAGUAAUAAUUAAUAGUAAAUUUAUCAAUAUUGAUUAUUAUAUCAUAAACAUUUGGAGUUGUAAUAAAU